This is a messenger RNA of Ectocarpus siliculosus, 686 nucleotides long. Lineage: Eukaryota; Phaeophyceae; Ectocarpales; Ectocarpaceae. The record is from the annotation of a GenBank genome assembly.
AUGCAUACAGCAUGGGUUCGUGUGAAUGCGGUGGUCUUCUUUGGGCUCACCGUUCUUCUUGUGUUGAGCGUGCUCACGGCGCUGAGUACAUAUCUCCACCAAGGGUUUCCGGACGUGAGGAAGCUAGGGGUGAGCAAAUUCAGGACGUUUCGAAAAUCUGAAGGCACGGAUCGGUUGCUCCUCAACAUCGAUGUUGACGCAGAUCUGGCUCCGGCGUUCAACUGGAAUGUGAAACAACUCUUCGCGUUCGUGGUAGCUGAAUACGAGACCCCGACAAACCCUGUGAACCAGGCAAGUCAAUCCGUUCGGUUUGCGUAGCUUCUCGGCGUUGUCAUCGGCUGGCACAGACGCCAACAUCUUGGAUAUCGAUGCACACUACUACUGUGGAAGGCCACCGGCACUUGCAAAUCUUGUUUUCCCAUGUGCGUCACGAUAGUUGAUCAAGCUUCGUGUGUGACGUUACGUGUUCUUGUAGAGUGGUACGUACUUUAUCUUUCGUCUAUCGAGGGCAGAAUUCGUGAAGGUUGUGCACUGUUUCGAAGUUUGAAGUUUGUUAUGCAUACUGGGGUAUCUGCGUCUCAACUCGGAGGCAGCAAAUUUACUGUGGAGCACCCGCUCACGUCUUGAUUGAUAAAGCAAUCACUGGGGUAAAAAACGCGCAUCGAAUAGCGACCCUACACCAUAAG